AUGCCUGACCACCCCACCUCCAAAGAGGAGGGAGAAGAGAGAGUGCGCAACUGGUUGAGGGCUGAAAAGGAGGACGAGGACAAUACUGUCAGAGCCAUCAACUACGUACUGUCCAAGCUGCAGCAAAAGGAAACCCACAGCAAUACCUCUAGCGACGACAAAACUGCCAGUGCCACCCAAACAGACCCCAGAACCAUGGCCAACCACCCCACCGUCAAAGAGGACCUGGAGAGAGAUGGCAUGGAGAGACUGGAUAACCCGCCGAUGGCUAGACACAAGGAAGCCGGUCACGACGCGGAUAAGCUCUCCAUCGUCGCCUCCAUGAAAUGGAUCCAAGACCACCCGGAACUCUACCCCCACCUCCACGUGAAGACACCCCAUCCCACUCCCAGCGCAAGCGUCAUUCACAAACCCGCCAACGAAACCAUGAAGAGUGACAGCGACAGCAAGGAACGUCAUCAGGAAGGCCAAGCUGUCACGGAUGGCGAAAAGCCGAAUGACGAGAAGAACGCGGUUCCCAGAAACAUGGCCGACAAAACUGACAGAAAGAAGACACUGCGCGACCGGUUGAUCGCGAAAGGCCUGGAUCCCGAUGACGACCACUCCAUCGUCGCCGCCAUGAAAUGGAUCCAAGACCACCCGGAACUCUACCCCAGAGCCCACCCAAAGCCCCAUCCCACUCUCAGCGCAAGCGGCAUUCACAAACCCGCCGCCGACAAAGCCAUGAAGAAUGACAGCCACACCGAGAAACUUCACCAGGAAGGCGAUACUGUCUUGGACGGCGGCAAGCAAAUGUGGGAGAAAAUGCCGAAGUUGGUUUCCAGCACGAGAACCAAGUCCGUCCACACCAGACUGGUCCACACCACUACCACUACCAAAGUGGAGAGACGCGUCAGUUUGUCCGACCGGUUGAAGACAGGAGGCCUGCAAUCCGUGGAUGAGCUCCCCGUCGUUCACGCCCUCAAAUUGAUCCAAGCUCACCGGGAAUCCUACCCCCUCGCCGACCAGAAGACGCCCCAUUCCACUCCCAGCGAAGGCAUCGUCAUUCAAGGACUCGCCAAGAAUGCCAUGAAGAAUGACAGCGACACCGCAGACAAACGUCAGCAGCAAGGCGACGCUAUCACGCACGGCCAAAAGCAGGUGUGGGAGAAUAUGGAGAAGAUGUUUUCCGGAAACAUGCCCCUGUCCCUCCAAACCCCUACCUCCAUGGCUCCUGUAGCUUUGGCACCGCCUAUCGCACCAGUGGCACCAAUGGGAUCUAUCACGGCCACUCAGCAUAGUACUACCAAAGAGGAGGAGGAGAGACGUGCCAGAUUCCGCGAGAAGGUGAUGGCUAGAGACCUGCAGUACGGUAUCGCACCAGUGGCACCAAUGGGAUCUGUCACGGCCACUCAGCAUAGUAUUACCAAAGAGGAGGAGGAGAGACGUGCCAGAUUCCGCGACAAGGUGAUGGCUAGAGACCUGCAGUCCGAUGAGGAGCUCUCCGUCGUCACCGCUUUGAAGAGGAUCCAUGCUCACCCGGAGCUCUACCCCCGCGCCCAUCAGCACAAGUGCCAUCCUAGCAUCGGCUGCGUCGCCAGCGAGAGCGGCACUCAGAAGACCGCCGACAAGGCCAUCAACAAUGACAGCGACAUUCCCGAGACCACCGACUUGACCAUCAACAUUGAGAUUGACAACGACAUGGAGCAACACUACCAGAAGCUUGGCAGAAAGCUGUCACGGAUGGGACUCCGCAAAGUGCAUGAGAAGGCGGUUGGCGACAAGAGCGCUGGCUCGAUGAGCAUGUCGGAUUCUGCGAAGGUGAAGCCGGUGAAGUACAGAGCUACCUAG
This is a messenger RNA of Neurospora tetraspora, 1830 nucleotides long. RefSeq lists its product as uncharacterized. The transcript has a single exon. Bases 1 to 1830 code for a protein of 609 amino acids. Lineage: Eukaryota; Fungi; Ascomycota; Sordariomycetes; Sordariales; Sordariaceae. The record is from RefSeq and is a predicted model, not a curated record.